Molecule: messenger RNA, 1954 nt
Organism: Acanthisitta chloris (rifleman)
Lineage: Eukaryota; Metazoa; Chordata; Aves; Passeriformes; Acanthisittidae
Product: prominin-1-A-like
Exons: 20
Cellular component (GO): microvillus; cell surface; cilium
Molecular function (GO): cholesterol binding
Source: RefSeq, a predicted model, not a curated record
GGCUGGUGAUGUGUGUGCCUUCACCAGCAACACCCGCUUCUCCCAGGCCGUGAAGAGCACCUUCCCCAAUAUGAACAACACCCUGAACAAUGUCCAAAUCUACCUGGCUUCCAUCCCUCAGCAAGUCGAUGUUAUCACUGAGAGGAGUGACAUCCCACUGGACCACGUCAACCGCAGCCUUCGUGACAUUGGGCACAACCUGGGUGGCAUGAUCACCUUGAGCAUCAGGAAGAGCAUGGAUGGGGCUCUGGAAUCCCUCCGGAGUCUCUUGCAAGGGAUGACGAGGCUGGAGGCCAACUUCAACAGCAUUGCCACCAGUCACUCGGACCUCAAGAAGCUGCAAAGAGGCUACAGCCAGCAGCUGGACAGCCUGCAGCUUAGCCUCAACCAGACCCUGCAGCGCUGCGGCUCCCCCUGUGACGGCGUCUCUCUGGACAGCCUCGCCUUCUCCACCAACUUCAGCAUGAUCCCCAGUGUGGAGCAGCAGCUGGAGGCACUACAUAACGUGUCUGACUCCAACAUAACAGCUGAUUUAGAGGAGGUUAACACCAUGCUGAACACGACCCCUGACAAGGUGCAAGAGCAGUCCCAGGACUUGGUGGCAAAGACCCAGGACCAGCUGGGCUUCAUCAGGCAGGAGAUCAGAAACUUGCAGGAGCAGUUGCCGUUUCAGGAUGUGGAGGAUAAAGUCAGUGCCUUUGUGGGCAAUGCCACAUCAGUGCUGGAGGGGUACAGGGAGCCAGUCAUCUCCUUGGAUAGGCUCAGGUGGAUCGUGUGUGCUUUCCUAUGCUGCACAGUGCUGCUGGUGGUCCUCUGCAACGUUUUUGGGCUGCUGCUGGGGCCCCUGGGGCUGAAGGAAGGCGUGCUGCCCACACAGCGCAGCUGCCUCUCCAAUGCCGGCGGGAACUUCUUCAUGGCAGGGGUUGGUUUCAGCUUCAUUUUUUCCUGGCUGCUGAUGCUGCUGGUGCUGAUCACCUUCGUGCUGGGGGGAAACGUCUAUGUGCUCAUCUGCGAGUCCUGGCACAAUCAGCAGCUCUUCCAGCUCCUGGACACCCCCGGCCUGAUCCCUGGUUUCAACCUCUCAGAACUGCUGGGGCAGGAGGGUGACACGUCAAACUUCUCAGAGAUAUACAGGCAGUGCCAGCAAGAUGCUCCCCUGUGGCAAUCCCUGCAUCUGAACCAGAGUGUGUCCCUGGAUGAGCUCUUGAACAUCAGCCAGUACACAGAAGACAUCUCCAUGGCUUUCGAAGAGGUGAACAUCACCCUGAGCCCCAUCUCUCUGCUCAGCCAGAACCAGAAAGACCUGCUGCUGAAUGCCAGUCAGGCUGGGCAGCCCCCUGACUUCACCCUCACGCUGGAGCAGUUGGAUCAGAGCAUAACCCAAGGAAGCCUCCUGGAUCUGGCUGCAGAGUUGGAGCACCUGGCAAACAAAGAGGGCACAGGUGUGAAAGAGGACCUGGAGUCUGAUAUUCACAAACUGAGGGAGCUGCACAAGUCGAUGCAGAUGAACUUCUCUGGGCCACUGGAAAGCCUGAAGGAGAAUAUCCACUCGGUGCAGAGUGGGGCUGCCCAGCUUGAGGGACAGACAACAGCUGUGCUGGACAAAGCCUACAAAACACAGGAGUUCCUGAACAGGGAAACACCAAACAUCAUCAAGAACGAGACAUUGGCCUUUGUGGAGCAGCUAUUGGAUUUCUUUGAGACCUACAUCUCCUGGGCCAAGAGCAGCCUGACAGAAGAUGUGGCACGUUGCAAGCCCAUAGCUCAAACCCUGGAUAACGUGGAGGUCAUUGGCUGCGACUAUGUUCUGGACUCUGUGAAUGCCUUCUGGUUCAGCCUGGGCUGGUGCACCUUGUUCCUGCUGCCCAACAUCAUCCUGGCUGUCAGACUUGCCAAGUUUUACCGCCGCAUGGACAUUGCUGAUGUGUACAGGAAUGAAGAAUUUGACAUGUAA